UAGUUUGAUGCAUAUGUUGAAUUUUGCUUUCCAAAGACCUUGGAGAAAUGAAGGGGUGGAAACCCCACAUUCUUUCUCGAGGCUGUGAAUACCAGUAAUGCACUUAAAUGCUAAACGCGGGUCACGGGCCUGAGCAUCUUUGCUGUCCUUCACGCUGACACUCUGGGUUUCAUUCAGUAACUUGGGUGAGAUGUCCGCAGAUCAAGGUGUGGCAGUGGUUUUCCCAUCACGGUUUCAAUUCUUGUAUUUUUUGUUUCUGGGUUAGCUGUGGGAUCUGCCUUCCAGGGCCUAUCAAAAUGAAAGGAGACUGGAGCCAUGGAUGUGUGUUGUCAGCACAUUAGAAAGUCUCUCCUCAAAGUCCCUGAUGGGACCUGGCACCUUAUAUUCUGGAGGGAUGGGUGGACUAGCCUCGCAGGGCUGUGGAAUGUGUGUAGAUGCCAAAGCUGAAAUGAGAACCGUUCGGGUCACUGGACUCCACUCAUUGGUGCUGCGGAGGAAUGUUUGCAAUAAAGAGACCCUUUCCUGAGGCUGAGGAGUGUUGUUUUGCAGGUGGUUCGUGACAUAGGUGAUCUAACCCUGAAUCUUCCAGGAGGACACAACAGUACUGGGCCAGGGAGAACAUAUGGAGGUGCAGAGCUACGGGAAAGCUGUCCUGACCGUGCUGGUCGUCCUGGCUGGGCUGGCAGGUUCUGGAUCCGGUAAUGAAGUCAUAGAAGGCCCCCAAAAUGUAACAGUCUUGAAGGGCUCCCAGGCUCGCUUCAACUGCACUGUCUCGCAGGGCUGGAAGCUCAUCAUGUGGGCUCUCAAUGACAUGGUGGUGCUGAGCAUCAGGCCCAUGGAGCCCAUCAUCACCAAUGACCGCUUCACCUCUCAGAGGUACGACCAGGGUGGGAACUUCACCUCGGAGAUGAUCAUCCACAAUGUGCAGCCCAGUGAUUCGGGGAACAUCAGAUGCAGCCUCCAGAACAGUCGCCUGCAUGGAUCUGCUUCCCUUACAGUCCAAGUUAUGGGAGAGUUGUUCAUUCCCAAUGUUAAUCUUGUAGUCGCUGAGAAUGAGCCUUGCAAAGUUACUUGUCGAGCCUCGCACUGGACCCGGCUCCCGAAUAUUUCCUGGGAACUCGGUCUCCUGGUCAGCCAUUCAAGCUAUUAUUUUGUUCCGGAGCCCAGCGACCUUCAAAGUGCAGUGAGCAUCCUGGCUCUGACCCCACAGAGCAAUGGGACUUUGACAUGUGUGGCUACCUGGAAGAGCCCGAAGGCCCGCAAGUCUGCAACUGUAAAUCUCACUGUGGUUCGGCGUCCCCAAGGCACCGGAGGUGGUAUUAAUAUUCCAGGUAUAUUAUCAAGUUUACCAGGCUUAGGUUUUUCAUUGCCUACGUGGGGCAAAGUUGGACUUGGAUUAGCAGGCACCAUGCUUCUGACGCUGACGUGUGCUCUUACAAUACGCUGCGGCUGCUGCCGCUGUUGUGGCUGCAAAUGCUGCUGCCGUUUCUGCUGCAGAAGAAAAAGAGGAUUUCGUAUUCAAUUUCAAAGGAAAUCUGAAAAAGAGAAGACAAACAAAGAAACUAAGACAGAAAGUGGAAAUGAAAACUCUGGCUACAAUUCAGAUGCACCAAAGACCACAGAAACCGCUUCUCCCCCUCCAAAAUCCUGUGAAUCCAGUGAUCCUGAACAAAGAAGCAGUUGCUGUGGCCCUCCUUGACAGGAGGCUGAUCAAUGUCCACCCAGACCAGCAAGUCAUCCACAGGCUUCUUUUAAUCUGGCCAGUCCUGAGGUCAGGAAUACAAUUGUAGUAUAGCAAAGACUUCCCCAAGCUCCACUGAGCACUUGGCUGACAAUUUACAACACGGCGAUGACAUCCUUCCUUUCCAUCCUGAGACUGGCCUGCAGCUUUGCCAACAUUACCUGAAGAGGAGAUGUCAGAGUCAUCAGAACUGAUACUUGACAGUGAGAGAAGGAAUUGAUUUUUCCAGAUUUCAAAGUAGAAUGUGACUUUUAAGAGGUUUCAAGGUUUUUGUGAAUUCCAUGAAGUUACUAAGUAAAAGCUGCAAAUUCAUCAUAAUUUUUCUUAACACUCAACACUCCUACUUGUGAAUCCAACAAAUGGUAGAUGAAAGUCUGUAUUCUACCAUGACUUUCAAAAGUUUUUAUUAUCUUAAAGCAUAUGAAGAUGAUAUUUAUGUAUAUUUAAUAUGUAGGGGUAUUAUUACAUAUUAUUAAUGAAAUACAAGUAUAAAAAUUAGGGUCAACCAAAAAUCUACAAUUGACUUCAAAACUGAGCUCAGUUAAAGUAAGAUUCAGUUCUAACAUGGAUGUGCAUGUUCCUAAAUAUCUUAUGAUUGAAUAUUUACAUGAAGACAUUCAUUUUUAUCUGCCCCCUUAUCAAACCUAUUUGCAUCUCCUCAAAUGAAAGAGAUACGGCUUAUGCUUUGCAGAGGAUGGACCUCACCUACUCUGCACACCAUGAAAAAACUGGAAAUGGGCAUUGUAGUAUUUAAUUUAUAAAAACACCAAAAAAUGUGUAUUGCCUUUAACUCUUCACUAUUCAGGUGGUAGUUUAAAGAAUCACAGUGUUCAGGAAUCAAGCCUUUUCUGAGAUGGAAAACAAGAGCCUUUGGCAAAAAUCCUUCCCAUCUUCACAGUUAUCUUUGCUGACUGUACAUUCGCCUCAUUGAAAGUUAACAUGAAUGUUAUUAUGAAGAAUAAAUUGCUGCCUUUGCCAAA
This is a messenger RNA of Macaca mulatta (Rhesus monkey), 2721 nucleotides long. It is a transcript of the gene IGSF5, whose product is annotated as immunoglobulin superfamily member 5. Gene Ontology annotation, biological process: cell-cell adhesion. The record is from RefSeq and is a predicted model, not a curated record. Lineage: Eukaryota; Metazoa; Chordata; Mammalia; Primates; Cercopithecidae. Gene Ontology annotation, cellular component: bicellular tight junction; cell surface.